AUGGCUCUUCUACUUGACAACUGUGAGAGGAUUUUGCUCUCUUUGGACACACACAAAUCCGUUCCUGCACCUUUCCUUACCAAGACGUACCAACUUGUGGACGAUCCCUCCACCGACCACAUAGUCUCUUGGGGCGAAGACGACGCCACCUUCGUCGUUUGGAACCCCCCGGAGUUCGCCAGGGACCUUCUCCCCAACUACUUCAAACAUAACAACUUCUCAAGCUUCGUUCGCCAACUCAACACCUAUGGUUUCAGAAAGAUUGUGCCUGAUAGAUGGGAGUUCGCGAAUGAGUUCUUCAAGAAAGGAGAGAAGCACUUGCUGUGCGAGAUCCACAGAAGGAAAACCCAUCAGCAGCAUCAGCAUCAGCAUCAAGUACAAGACAUGAACUAUCAUAACCAUCAUCAGUUUGGACUCAAUGUUCCCCCUUUCUUUCCCUUCCACAACAGACUCAGCGUGUCCCCUCCCCGUGACUCGGACGAUUUAGCCAAUUGGUGUGACUCACCCCCAAGAGGACUUGCAAUUGGAAACUGUAUCAACAACAACAACAACUUCAUCAGCACCAACAACAACACUGUCACUGCACUUUCUGAGGACAACGAAAGGCUGAGGAGAAGCAACAACAUGCUCAUGUCAGAGCUCGCACACAUGAAGAAGCUUUACAACGACAUCAUCUACUUUGUUCAGAACCAUGUCAAACCUGUGGCUCCAAGCAGCACUUACCCUUCUCUUCUACUAUGCAGUAACAGCAACAACACAUCACCAAUACCCUCUCACAUAAAUAACGUUCCAACCGUUCAAAGACCGGUGAAGCAGUUUGUGGGGUGUUAUUCCAACAACACUAAACAAGCGCGUGCUGCGAACUCUCCUACUAACAGCUCCAUCACCAUUGUUGAAGAAGAACCUAGCAGUAACAGCUGCAAGACCAAGCUUUUCGGAGUCUCUCUUCAAUCCAAGAAAAGGGUGCACCCCGAGCACGGAUCUAACAAUCUUCAUAGUUCAGAAACAAAUAAGGCACGUUUGGUAGUGGAAAAUGAUGAAUUUUUUGGCUUGAAUCUCAUGCCCCCUUCAACUUGUUAG
Sphenostylis stenocarpa is the source of this 1080-nucleotide messenger RNA. The record is from the annotation of a GenBank genome assembly. Lineage: Eukaryota; Viridiplantae; Streptophyta; Magnoliopsida; Fabales; Fabaceae.